AUGGAGCUGCUCUACAUUAUUCUAGUUAUAGCAUCUCUGCUCCCAUUCUCAGCAUCUGAUCGUCAAGGUGAUGCCUUGUACGAUAUGAAGCUGAAACUAAAUGCUACUGGCAAUCAGCUUUCUGACUGGAACCAAAAUCAAGUUAACCCUUGCACUUGGAAUUCUGUUAUUUGUGACAAUAACAACAAUGUUGUGCAAGUAACAUUGGCUUCUAUGGGGUUUACUGGAGUUCUGUCACCAAGAAUCGGAGAUCUGGAGUAUUUAAAUGUUCUGUCAUUGCCUGGUAACAACAUCACUGGUGGCAUACCAGAGCAGUUUGGCAACCUCUCUCAGUUGACAAGCUUAGAUUUGGAAGACAACCUGUUGGUUGGGCCAAUACCGGCUUCUCUUGGCAGGCUUUCAAAGCUCCAGCUUCUGAUACUAAGUCAAAACAAUCUCAAUGGCUCUAUUCCUGAUACACUAGCAAGCAUCUCAAGCUUGACAGACAUUCGGCUGGCUUACAAUAAACUCACUGGUCAAAUACCUCCCCAGCUGUUUCAAGUUGCACGUUACAAUUUUUCAGGUAAUAACUUGACCUGUGGAGCAAACUUCCUCCAUCCGUGUGCCUCAAAUAUGUCUUACCAAGGUUCAUCCCGUGGUUCGACAAUAGGCAUUGUGCUUGGAACAGUUGGAGGUCUGAUGGGGCUUCUAAUCAUAGGGGCUAUAUUCAUUAUCUGUAAUGGAAGGAGGAAAAGCCAUCUACGUGAAGUAUUUGUGGAUGUAUCAGGUGAAGAUGAUCGUAGAAUUGCAUUUGGCCAGUUGAAAAGAUUUGCAUGGCGAGAAUUGCAACUUGCAACUGAUAAUUUCAGUGAGAAAAAUGUUCUUGGACAAGGGGGUUUUGGGAAAGUAUAUAAAGGAGCACUUCCAGAUGGCACUAAGAUUGCUGUAAAACGCUUAACUGAUUAUGAGAGUCCUGGUGGAGAGGCUGCUUUCUUGCGUGAGGUUGAGCUGAUCAGUGUUGCAGUUCACCGGAAUCUUUUAAGAUUGAUUGGUUUCUGCACGACACAAACAGAGCGCCUACUUGUUUAUCCUUUCAUGCAGAAUCUUAGUGUGGCCUACCGUCUGCGAGAAUUUAAACCUGGGGAGCCAAUAUUAGAUUGGUCUGCAAGGAAGCGAGUGGCUAUAGGCACAGCUCGUGGACUGGAGUAUUUGCACGAGCACUGCAAUCCUAAGAUUAUACAUCGUGAUGUCAAGGCUGCCAAUGUCUUGCUUGAUGAAGGUUUUGAACCGGUUGUUGGUGAUUUCGGCUUGGCCAAGCUGGUGGAUGUACAGAAGACAUCCGUGACUACUCAGGUCCGUGGAACCAUGGGUCACAUUGCCCCCGAAUAUCUGUCCACUGGGAAGUCAUCCGAGAGAACCGAUGUUUUUGGCUAUGGCAUAAUGCUUCUCGAGCUAGUCACUGGUCAGCGUGCCAUCGACUUUUCACGUUUGGAGGAAGAAGAUGAUGUGUUAUUACUUGAUCAUGUCAAGAAGCUGCAAAGGGAAGGGCAUCUCGACGCCAUCGUUGACCGCAACCUGAACAACAAUUACAACGGGCAGGAGGUGGAGAUGAUGAUCCAGAUCGCGCUGCUCUGCACGCAAGCUUCGCCCGAGGACCGGCCGUCCAUGUCCGAGGUGGUCCGGAUGCUGGAAGGCGAGGGCCUCGCCGAGAGGUGGGAGGAGUGGCAGCAGGUGGAGGUGACGAGGAGGCAGGACUACGAGCGGAUGCAGCAGCGGUUCGACUGGGGCGAGGACUCCGUCUACAACCAGGACGCGAUCGAACUGUCCGCCGGCAGGUAA
Messenger RNA from Miscanthus lutarioriparius, 1818 nucleotides. NCBI's taxonomy places the organism in Eukaryota, Viridiplantae, Streptophyta, Magnoliopsida, Poales, Poaceae. The record is from the annotation of a GenBank genome assembly.